GCCAUGGCGACGUAAACCGAAGGCCCGGGCUCGGGGAGACGAGUCCAGGUGCGCAGAGGCUUCGGAGCGAGCGCGGUCGUGCGGAUCCCGUUGGAAUCUGCUUUAGCCAAUUGCAAGCUUAUCGGUGAGCGCUCCCUCCUUCGCCCGGAUGUCAAAGGUCCUGCCUCCUCUGGUCUCCAAGGGCAUAAGUUUCAACAAGAAGAGCCCGGAAUCCGUGGACAAUAGUUCUUCUUCAGUCAUUGAAGAAAAAAAGAAACAUGGGGAAAAAACCAAAGGGUCUGCGAUUGUUCCUGACCAGUCAGCUAAUCCUUUCCAUGUGUCUGGGGACCUGGAUUUCUUCUUGCUCAGACACCAGGAGCGGAAUAAGUCUCUAUCAGAUCGGGAGCAGAAGAAGAAGCAGCGGGUGCACGAGAAGAUGACCUACUCGUCCAACGUGGCGGCCAAGCACGCCAGCCUGCGGCGCGAGCUGCAGCUGGAGGACGAGGUGGCGGAGCAGGGGGCGCGUGCAGAGCAGCUACGCAUCUUCCACGAGCAAACGGCCUGGAAGCUCUCCAUGACCCGAGAAAGGAAGAUGGAACCUGAUGACAUACACAGCUACAUCACCCAGAAGCGGCAAACAUUCCUCCUCCAGUACGCCCUGGAUAUGAAGCGGAACGAGAUCCAGCGGCUGGAGAGGCUGGCGGCCAAGGAGGAGGCCAAGCUGGAGCGGGCGGAGAAGUUUCUGGAGAAGGACGCUGCUCGAUUUGAAGAGUUCCUCAGGGAAAACGACCGCAGCUCCCUGCAGGCCCUGAGAGCGGCUGAGAAGGAGACCAGAGCGAAGAUGGAGACGAUCCUGGAGAUCCGCGAUCUGACCAACCAGAUCACGAUCGUCAAGAGUGAAAUCUCCAAAUUUGAAGACACUCUGCAGCGUUACAAGAUCUACAAGGAUUUCCUGUACAAGCUGUCGCCCAAGGAGUGGCUGGAGGGACAGGAGAGAAAGCGCUCAUCUCUCACAAGCACCAGGGAGGCGGUCGAGGCCUCCGAGGAGAACGUGCUGUUCUCUACACUCGGGGACAAAGGACCAGAGAUCAAGGGCCAGACAGAUCUCAGAGGUAUGUGGCUGCCCCAGGUUGGAGGGGCCCUGCUCCGGGCUGGGGCAGAUGGACAGCCCUCCUCUGCUUCCUCCAGAGGAGCAGGGCCCAGAGAAGGCCACCAAGCUCCUGCAGGUGCCGCAGCUGAGGCAGGACCGGCCCAGCACUGUCAGCCACCAGGGGGGCCCCCGGCCCAGUGGGCCUGGCAGGCUGGGCCCCAGGGCCUGUUCCACCCUCCCCGUGCAGGAGGACCCAGACAGCGACGGGGAGGUCAGUGCCCGCUCUGGGCGGGGGCCGCAGGAGCCGGGCCCGCGCCGUCCAGCAGCUCCACGUGGCUCUGGUUGCAGGAGCUGCAGCUGUACUUCACGGAGCCCCAGCAGCUCCUGGAUGUCUUCGUGAACCUGGAAGAGCAGAACCUCUUACUGGUCCAGAACACCCAGGAGAUGGAGGAGGCCUUGGAAGAGCUGAGCUUCACCCUGAAAAACACCCAGAUCCGCAUGGAGCGGGAGGUCAGCCAACUGAAGCAGUGGAUCAGCACGCUGAUGAUGUCCGUCGCCAGGGAGGAGGAGACAGCCGCGGAGCUGGAGCUCAAAGCUCGCAUAUUCCAUUUCGGCGAGUACAAGGGUGAUCAGGAGGACAAGCUGCUGGAGAGCCUGAACCGCAAGGUGCUGGACGUGUACCAGCACUGUGUCGGCAGCCAGCAGGAGUCCAGCCUGGGCACCGUGAAGAUGCUGGCCACCAUCGAGCACCAGCUGAACGAGCUGCUCGAGAACCUGGAGCGGGUGCCCCAGGUGAGGGUCGAGCAGGCCGAGAAAGCCAAGGAGAAGGAGCGCCAUUUGAGACUCCGGGAAGAGAAGCUAAUGCUGCAGAAGCAACUGCAGGAGGAACGUGUACAGCGGGCCCGGGCCCGGGCCCAGGCCGAGGUCAAGAAGAAGGUGGGCGAGGUGGCCCUGGGGAGGCGCCGGGGCCCGGGAGGGGUGAUGGCCUGCAGCCCCCCCGGCUCGCCCCCUUUUGCAGAUGCUCUUGCUGAGGUCCUCGGGGGCAGAUGGGCCAGCAGAGCGGGGUCAGGGUGGAGCAAGUUCUCCCGUUCCAGGCCCGCCGCCCCACCUGCCCCUCGGGACCUGCUUCCUCUGGGAGCCCUCCCAGCCCUGCCCGGCUGCGGGCCCUCCGCCCAGAGCGCUGGCGCCCACAGCUCAGCCCCCACCCCAGGGUCCCACCUAUGUUUCAGCCAGACCACAGGCCAAGGUCAUCAUCCCUCAGUAAGGGCCCCCCAACAGCUGCGUCCUCCACCACAGCAAGUGGGCUGGAGUGGCCUCUGGCCUCCGGCCCCGGCGUCAGGAUGCGUGGUCCCUAAAGCAGGCCUGAGCAUCCACACGGCCCCAAGGACAAACGAGGACACUGCGGGGUCUCCCGUAAUCCUCGCGGCAGGAGAGACGGGCCCUUCAGCCUGGCGUUUCCCCUGAGUUUCCAGGUUUCCCCCCUUCUCUCCCGACGCCUGGCUCAUCCCGGGGGGCAGGUCCGGUCCAGGCUGGUUAGACUUCCUCCCCCGCAGCGCUCACAGUGGCCCCGGCCCGCCUGCUGACCACGAGUGACCAGAGAGGCUGGCAUGGGCCCUGGGCUCCUGGUGCACUCGGGCCAGGUGUCCAGACCUCAGCGCUGGGGCUCUGCGGUCAGGGCGCAGGCUCAUGGCGUGCCCGUCCCCACAGAGGGGCAGGAGGCUGGUGUGCCGCUCGCGGCCACCUGCCCUGCAGAGCAAGGAGGCGCCCAGGCACGAGCUGGUGGACAAGGACCAGGUGGAAUGGCUGUUCUUCUUCACAUAGCCCACGGGCCACCUGCUGCCUAAGGAGAAGCAGAGGCGGCGGGGCUGACGCCCCAGGACACGCCAGCACUGGCACCAUGCCCCCCGCUCCCACGCUGUCCCUUCAGUCUCACGCGAAAUAAAAGCUAUGUCGCUCUGGUACCUCGAGGCCUGUUUCAGGAGGCAGACGCUCUAGCAAAAUGUCAGUCUCCCCUCGUUCGUCAUCUAAAUCAGCAAAUGAGAGAGGAGGCCAUUUUGCAUGUCAAUUCAAUUAGCUGCUGAGACAGAGAGUUCCUUCCUAAGGUGAGGGCUGGGAUAAACCCCAGCUGCAUCCUGAGACGAGGUGUAGGAUCCAACCCGGUUCCACCCUGAGGUGAGGUGUGGGAUAAAACGCAGAACUACCUGAGACGAGAUGUGAGACCAACCCCAGUUCCACCCUGAGGUGAGAUUUGGCAUCAACCCUAUCUCUACCCUGUUGUGAAAUGUGGGAUAAACCUUAGCUCCAACCUGAGGUGAGAUGUGGGAUCGCCCCUAGUCCCCACGGAGCUGAGGUGUGAGAAUAACCCGAGUUCUACGUGGGAUGCGUAUGGUGAGGUUAAACCCCGUUCUACCCGAGGUAAGGCGUGGAAUCAACUAGGGUGAGGUGGGGGACCCCCUACAGCUCCAUCCUGAGGUGAGGUGUUGGGUCGCACACUGUACCACCCUAACUGGGGGAGGUGUGGGAUCGGCCCCAGCUUUUCACCAUGGUGAGGUGUGGAAACAGCCCAGGUUGAACCUGAGUUGAGGUGUGGGAUCCACACGAGCUCCACCCUGGACGGAGGUGUGGGAUGAACCCCUGUUCUACUUGAGGUGCGGUGUGGGAUCAACCCCACUUCAACCCUGAGGUGCGGUGUGGGAUCAACUACGAUUCGAUCCGGAGGUGACGUGUGGCGUCAAAUCCAGUUCUAACCUGAGUAUCCCAUCCAGGGCACCACGUGACAUGUAGUCGUCAUGUCUGUUUAGUCUCUUCUGGGCUUUGACAGUUUCUCAGACUCACCUUGUUUCUGUGACCUUGACAGUGUGGAGGAAGACUGAUCAGCGUCCAGAGCUGCGAGAGAGAAAUCUCUGCUGUUGUGACACCCCCGGCUUUUGGCAUGUUGUCACGGUCACCCCAGGACCCCCACACCUGCCAGAUGAUGAGACACGAGGCAUCGGAGGAAAGAGCCCCUCGGUAUCUGCACGAGCAUCUCUACACACACGUCUGGGUGCUGAAGAUGGAGGACACGCAGCCGCCUCCCCACCCGAGCUGGGCGUCGGGCUGCCUUGCUGUCCCGCUCGCUCCUGUCGUGCAGCGACCAGCCCUCUGCGGCCGGAUGCCUUGGUGAAAGCAUGAACUGGCAGGGGUGCCACCGCUGAAGCAGCAGAAGAGGAAGGUCGCCGUCACCACGGAGGUGACCCUCUUCAAGAAGUACUUGCCCAGGGGAAGUACUCUGAGCGGGUGCAGCCACUGCGCAGUUGCGGACAUAGGAGCUGCUGGGGCACGUGGUGGGGGAGGGAUGCUCCACACCAGGCAGGGUCUGUGGCUCGAGCCCGUGGCAGCACUGCAGCCCUGUGGUGCCCUGCCCGCUAAGACGCCACGCGAACCUGAUCACGUGAGUGUGCACCGCACCUGAUCUCAGACAUGUGUGCUCACUGCUGACCCAUCACGUGUGCCUGAUGUCACACACGCAGAUGAGCUCACCUGCUCACUGCAGGCCCGUCACAUACACUUCAUCACACGCCCACUCACUGCUGCCUGUCGCCCCCAGUCCACGUGGGUCGAGUCCUCUAAGGAGCUCGGGGUUGCCCUGCUGGACCUCAUCAGCUGGUCCAGCGCUGCCGCUGUGAAGGGGAGCCUCACACGGGUGCUUCCUGGUGUCCUUCACACUCGGGUCCUGAGCCACACUCUCCUGCCCAGUCAGUUUCCAAGAGACCAGGCGGGCUCAGACCUCUUCGAGGCGCUGGCUUAGGUAAGGGGCUUGCUUGUUUCCUGGGCAACAUUACUGUUGCCUCAGACUGAAGGGGGAUUGUGUACCCCCCAGGGAAAGAGACGUCCAUGCCCUGACCCCAGGGGCUCAGGCCAGGGCCUCAUUUGGAAGUAGGGCCUGGUCAUGUAACUAGGUGAGACAGGGGCCUUAGGGUGGUCCCAAUCCUGUGUAACUGCGUCCUUAUAAGAUGAGCGGAGACACAGACACAGAGGGGAAGCCCCAUGAAGAUGAAGGCGGAGAUGAGAGGGAUGCAGCCAUAAGCCCAGGGAUGCCUGGAGCCCCAAGAAGCUGGAAGAAGCAGGAAGGACCCUCCCCUGGAACCUCAACACUUUCCAACUGGACAGUUAGUAGGAGUGGGCCUGAACUGAAGGCAGCACCGUGGUCCCUGACCAGUCUGUCUUGCCCGCUUGGCACGGUGGGGAGCAGCUCUCACGAGACGCUGACGAGCGAGUUCUUUUCCCAUGAGACCGUAGGACGCUGGUCCCGUAAACAGGCAGGCCCAUCUCACCCUUCCUCCUGGGCUCUGGUCACACACGGCGACCGUGCACCGUGUGGGGCUGGGCUGUCAGCCUCUGCACAAGAUCCCUUGGUGUUGGUUCAAAGUUCAGCUUACAGCCCAAGAAUGAUGGAAGGUGAAAUCCUCAUCAGCCCUGUGUGGUGCAGGCAGGGCGACACAAUUAAUUAUAGAGUUAAAAGCAGAGAGGCUAAGGGUGACUCAGCCACAGAAAAGCAGUGAAGCACUGACAGAGGCUAUGAUGAGGAUGAACCUCGAAAACAUGAUGCCCAGUGAGAGAGGCCAGACAGGAAAAGACAAUUAGGGAUUCCACGUACAUGAGACAUCCAGCACAGGCAAGCCCACAGAGACAGAACGUGGACCGGGGAUGCCGGGGCUGUGGGAAAUGAGGGGUGACCUCUGAAGAGUGGGGGUUGGGGAGAUGAUGGAAAUGUUGUCAAAUGCAUUGUGCUGGUGGCUGCACAGCCCUGUGAAUAUGCAAAGCACCACUGAGCUUAAUACUUAAGGUGGGUGAACUAACUGUGUGGUAAAGAAAUUCAGUCUCAAUAAAGCUGUUACCAAAAGCGAAAACCUGGAGGCUUGCAGGCCCACCUCCAGAAUGUGACCCCAGAGGUGCGGGGUCGGACAGGACCUGCGUGUCUGAAAGCCCCGUGUGUCCAACCAGGUGGUUUGAGGGCACCUUGUGAAAUUCUCCCUGUGGCAUCAGAAGCGUGGGGCGCUAGUGUGGCCAGGCCUCAGGCAGAGAGGCUGGAU
Globicephala melas (long-finned pilot whale) is the source of this 6141-nucleotide messenger RNA. It is a transcript of the gene CFAP100, whose product is annotated as cilia and flagella associated protein 100. The record is from RefSeq and is a predicted model, not a curated record. Lineage: Eukaryota; Metazoa; Chordata; Mammalia; Artiodactyla; Delphinidae. Gene Ontology annotation, cellular component: ciliary basal body.